AUGAUUGGUAAGCAGAAUACGGUGAUUACCAUCGCCAGAGACCAUAAGGAGUCUCGAGACUGCUAUUUCAAAUCGGUUAGAGCGGUAGAAAGCGAUCCCGAACCUUCAGCCGAGGUUAAAAAUAGUAGCAAACAAGACGGCUCGAGCCAGGAGAAGAAGACUUCGGUCAACAUGGUGGAAUUGGAUAUGAGGGAUGAUACUCAGAUGCCGAGACCUGAACCCGAUGGAGAAUUAGAAGAAGUGAUCAUUGGGGAGCAGGGACAAACUGCAAAGAUCGGUAAGGUCGUUAAGGGGUUGACGGACAAAGUAAAAGUCCAACUUAUCGCAUGUUUAAGGAACAUCAAGGAUGUCUUCGCUUGGAAGUCCUCAGAAAUUCCUGGGUUUAACCCUGCUUUCUGUUGUCACAAGCUAGCAGUGUACCCAGGAUCUAGGCCAGUAGCUCAGAAGAAGAGGAAGCUCAGCCCAGAAUGUUGGCAGGUGUUAGAAGAUCACGUGAAGGAAUUGUUGGAAGCAGGUUUCAUCAGGGAAAUACAGUACACAACUUGGCUUUCCAAUGUGGUAAUGGUUAAGAAGCUAAAUGGAAAAUAUAGGGUAUGCACAGAUUACAUUGAUUUAAAUAAAGUGUGCCCUAAGGAUGCAUACCCUAUGCCUAACGUAGACCAACUGGUUGAUAGUUCAUCCAAGUUCCAGAUGUUGUCAUUCAUGGAUGCUUAUUCGGGGUAUAAUCAAAUUCCACUACAUCCGGAAGACCAAGAAAAGACAGCCUUCAUUGCAGAGAAGGCGAAUUAUUGCUACAAUGUAAUGCCUUUUGGGUUGAAAAACUCAGGGGCCAUUUACCAGAGAAUGAUGAAUCAAGUAUUUGCAGGCCAACUUGGCAAAAGUGUGGAAGUAUAUAUAGAUGACAUGAUAGUUAAGUCCUUGGACUCAAAGGUGCAUAUUGAAGAUUUAGAGGCAACCUUUGAGAAACUAAGACAACGCAACAUUCGGUUAAAUCCGGCCAAAUGUGCUUUUGGAGUACCUGCGGUGAAAUUUCUUGGAUUUAUGUUGACUCACAGGGGCAUUGAAGCCAACCCAGACAAAUGUAGAGCCGUUCUAGAGAUGAAAUCCCCCACAAACAAGAAAGAGAUACAACAAUUGAUGGGAAGGUUAGGCUCCCUCACUGGGUUUUUACCACGAUCUGCAGAAACAACAUUACCUUUCUUUAAGUUGCUUCGAAAGGAGGUGCAGUAUGGAUGGACUUUGGAAUGUGAAGCCGCAUUCCAAGAGAUUAAGAGGCAGCUGGCUUCACCGCCAGUAUUAACCAGACCAAGAGAAGGGGAGGCAUUAAUAAUAUACCUUUAUGUGGGAGAUGUUGCUGUCAAUUCUGUCAUAGUACAAGAAAAUGAGGAAGGGAAGCAGCCGAUUUACUUUGUGAGCUGGCUCCUACAGGGAGCAGAGCUCAGAUACGAGAAGCUAGAGAAGGUGGCUUUCGCCUUGUUAACCUCGACUAGACGGCUCAGAGCAUAUUUUCAAGCACACCAAAUUAUAGUCAGAUCGGACUUGCCAAUUCGACAGGUCCUUCACAAGCCCGAUUUGGCAGGAAGAAUGAUGGCAUGGGCUGUGGAACUGUCAGAAUUCGACAUAGUUUUCAAAAGUCGUAAAGCAAUCAAAUCCCAAACAUUGGUGGAUUUUAUUAGGGAGCUCACUUCAAUCCAAAGAGAGAGUUCCCACAGCUCGGAUACUUGGAAAGUAUAUGUAGACGGAUCCUCUAACUCCAAAGGUAGCGGAGCCGGGGUUAUCAUAGAGAACCCAGAAGGUGUAGCAAUUGAAUACUCCUUGCAAAUGAAUUUUGAAACAUCAAACAACCAGGCGGAGUACGAGGCCUUCAUAGUCGGCCUCCAUCAGGCUAAGGAACUCGGAGCACGAAAGCUGCAGGUUUACCGUGAUUCCCAGUUUGUCACCUCCCAAAUCGAAGGAAGUUAUCAAGCUAGGGGACCAUUGUUGACAAAAUAUCUGGACUCUGCGAGACAGCUAAUAGUGGAGUUUGAAAAGGUGGAGGUCAGUCAUAUUCCAAGGAAUGAAAAUAGCAGGGCUGAUAUAUUAUCCAAACUAGCAAGCACCAAAGGAUGGGAAAACCAUAGGACGGUGGUUGAACAGAGUAUCCCAGAACCCACAUGUAUCAUGCAAAUAUCAGAGGUAGAUGAUUGGCGCUGCAUUAUCGUCAAUUAUCUAGAAAAUAGGACGUUGCCCGCCGGAAAGGAGGAAGCUAGAAAGUUAGUUAAAGAUGGAGCAUCAUAUACCAUGGUGGAAGGACAACUUUACAAAAAAGGUAUCUAUUCACCCUUGCUGAAGUGCUUAAGCUUGGAUAGAGCAAGACACUUCCUAUCUAAAAUCCAUGAGGGAAUUAAUGGCCAGCAUAUUGGAGGUAAGGCCUUAGCUCGAAAGCAGUUAGAGCCGGGAGUUGUUGCAAACCUUUAUAUCCGGUAUCGCUUUGCGUCAGUAGAGCAUCCUCAAAUUAACGGACAAGCAGAAGCAGCCAAUCAAGUCAUCAUAGAAGGAUUGAGGAAGAGAAUAGAGCAAUCUGUUAAAGGAAAGUGGGUAGAAGAGCUAUGUUAUGUACUCUGGGGGUAUAGAACCACAGUGCAGACGUCUACUGGGGAAAGCCCAUUCAAAUUAACCUAUGGAUGUGAGGCCAUGAUUCCGGUGGAGUUGGGAGAGCCGUCAUGGAGAAUAGUCCAAGCCCUGUCGCAGACGGAAGAAGAAAGUAGUAAGAAAGUAGCAGUGGAACUGGAUUUGAUAGAUGAAGCUCGGGUUAUGGCUCAUUGCAAAAAUUUUGUGGCAAAGCAGCUUGUUGCUAACUGGUUCAAUAAGAAGGUAAAGCCCAGAUCGUUCACGGUAGGAGAUUUGGUUCUUCGAAGAGCAGACGUUGGCGGACGAAACACGACUGAAGGAAAGCUGGCUCCAAAAUGGGAAGGGCCAUUCAGAAUUAAAGAAAGACUGUCAAAAGGAGCUUAUGUGUUGGAGACUCCAAAAGGAAAAAGUAUUAUAAGGACAUGGAAUGCAGACAAGGUGAAGAAAUACUUUAGUUGA
This is a messenger RNA of Gastrolobium bilobum, 3069 nucleotides long. RefSeq lists its product as uncharacterized. Gene Ontology annotation, molecular function: nucleic acid binding; RNA-DNA hybrid ribonuclease activity. The record is from RefSeq and is a predicted model, not a curated record. Lineage: Eukaryota; Viridiplantae; Streptophyta; Magnoliopsida; Fabales; Fabaceae. Bases 1 to 3069 code for a protein of 1022 amino acids. The transcript is spliced from 2 exons.